Crotalus tigris (Tiger rattlesnake) is the source of this 6777-nucleotide messenger RNA. It is a transcript of the gene NRXN3, whose product is annotated as neurexin 3. Bases 1068 to 6209 code for a protein of 1713 amino acids. The transcript has 25 exons. The record is from RefSeq and is a predicted model, not a curated record. Lineage: Eukaryota; Metazoa; Chordata; Lepidosauria; Squamata; Viperidae.
AGACUUCGGCUUCAUUUUGGAGCCUCCAAUUAGCUUUAUCUUUUCCCAAAUUGUAUGGCGCUUUCCCAGGAGAGGGGGCGGUGUAUGUUAUCUCGCUUCCCCAGGAUGAGUUUGCAAGCAUGAGAAAGCCGGGCUCCCGAGCACCUGCCUCUUAGUCAUCCUGGGUUUGAGGAUGUCCCCAGAUUACAUCUUCUCAGCUGUUUGCAAAACAGCUCCGGGUGGGAGGAGUAGCGCUCGGAUUUACCCACCGUCUCGGCUGUCUCUUUAAAUGCUGGGGUCUGCGCGCUGGAGAAGGGGAGGGAUCGGCUCCGGAGUGCGUGAAAUUCCUGGGCUUCUCUGACAGUCUCGGGCAGAAAGCUCUGCUUUACGCAGCUCUUCUCGCGCGCAACUCAUCCCGCCGAGGGAGAGGCGCGCCGACCCUUUUCUGGCGCGCCUUUUCUCGCCAGCCCUGCCUCUGCUCUCCCAAGUCGUUCGGGUCCCGCGUCGGGCAGCUCCUUCGCCUUCCCUCAUGCCGCUCCCAUAGAGACAGUCUGGAUUCUUAUAACCCCGAGAAGGAGCCAAACGAAGAGUUGAUUCCAGUACCUAUAGCUCUCCUCAACUCCAAGGAUCCAAUUGUCAACAAGUGAGGAAUUGGGCACAGGAUCAUCUUCUGGACACAAUGCAGAUAGACUUCAACAUUUCUAUCUAUGAAGUCUCUGACUGGAUGAGGUUGCUGCUAUCCAUGUUUUGGUGCCAUCACCACUUUUAAGAAGCUGUAGUUUGGAGGCUGUCUACUGCUUCUACCUUUCACUGAAGGUAUCUAGGGUCAGCAAUAUAAGGUCACAAGUGGAAAUCCAACCCUUACAAAAUUGCUUCCCCUGGACAAAUCUUCACAAUAUUUUCUUUCCUUCUAGGGUAAAGGUCUCUGUAUUCUUAGGGACAGGUAAAAUAUUACCUCUCCAAUUGAGAGUUUUCUCUCUUGUGGAAUUUACUGGCUUCAUUGACUGUUAAAGAGCCAUUCUCUCUAGUAUAGGUGGCUUUAAUAUUUUUUGUUUUCCCAAAGGAGAAAAUAAGCACUACUUUCAAAAAUGGACUUUUCACUCCACUCUGCCUCUUUCACCUUGAAGGUGACCUUAUUGUUGGGAUCUUUUCUCAGCCUCUGUCUUGGCCUUGAGUUUAUGGGCCUACCAAAUCAGUGGGCUCGUUACCUCCGCUGGGAUGCAACCACAAGAAGUGACCUAAGCUUCCAACUGAAAACAAACAUCUCCGCUGGGCUCCUUCUCUACUUUGAUGAUGGUGGUGUCUGCGACUUUCUCUGUUUAUCCCUGAUAGAUGGACGCAUUCAGCUGCAGUUCAGUGUAGACUGUGCUGAGGCUACAAUUGUUACAGAAAAGCAGGUCAAUGACAGCAAUUUACAUUUUUUGAUGGUUAGUCGCAACCAUCUCCAGACAGUUCUGGUUCUUGAUGGUGAAGCUAAACCUGGUGAGGUGCGCCCACAACGUCAGUAUAUGAAUAUUGUUAGUGACCUCUUUUUGGGAGGUGUCCCAUCAGAUAUCCGUCCUGCAGCCUUAACCCUUGAGAGUGUCCUGGGUGAGCCACCAUUUAAAGGAUUUAUCAUGGACCUAAAGUAUGGCAAUUCAGAACCUCAGCUUCUGGGCCACCAAGGAGUCCGCCUGGACAUGGAAGGGUUGUGUACAGAGAAUCCUUGUGAAAAUGGUGGAACUUGCUUUCUUCUGGAUGGUGAACCACAGUGUGAUUGCUCAGUUACUGGAUAUGUUGGAAAACUCUGUUCUGAAGAUGCCAGUCAUGUUCCAGGCCUUUCACAUCUGAUGAUGAGCGAGCAAGGUAGAAGUAAAGCAAGAGAUGAGAAUGUAGCCACUUUCCGUGGCUCUGAAUACCUGUGCUAUGAUCUCUCCCAGAACCCCAUUCAAAGCAGCAGUGAUGAAAUCACACUGUCCUUCAAGACAUGGCAGCGCAACGGCCUUAUCCUGCACACGGGCAAGUCGGCUGAUUAUGUCAACUUAGCACUGAAAGAUGGCGCCGUCUCACUGAUCAUUAACUUGGGAUCUGGAGCCUUUGAAGCCAUUGUGGAGCCUGUCAGUGGCAAAUUUAAUGACAACCAAUGGCACAACGUAAAAGUGACUCGCAACCUGCGGCAGCACUCAGGCAUUGGACACGCUAUGGUGACAAUCUCUGUGGAUGGAAUCCUCACCACUACUGGCUACACACAAGAGGAUUAUACUAUGCUUGGCUCAGAUGACUUCUUCUAUGUUGGUGGAAGUCCCAGUACAGCUGAUUUACCUGGAUCUCCUAUCAGCAAUAACUUCAUGGGUUGUCUGAAGGAGGUUGUUUAUAAGAAUAAUGAUAUUCGUCUGGAGUUAUCUCGUUUGGCAAGGAUUGGUGACACAAAAAUGAAAAUCUACGGGGAGGUGAAAUUUACAUGUGAAAAUGUGGCCACAUUGGAUCCAAUCAAUUUUGAAAAUCCCGAGGCCUACAUUAGUCUGCCUAAGUGGAACACCAAACGAAUGGGCUCCAUCUCUUUUGACUUCCGCACUACAGAGCCCAAUGGCCUUAUUCUUUUCACUCAUGGUAAACCCCAGGAAAGGAAGGAUUCCAGAAGCCAGAAGAACACCAAAGUGGAUUUCUUUGCAGUAGAACUCCUGGAUGGAAAUCUCUACCUUCUUCUUGAUAUGGGCUCUGGAACUGUCAAAGUAAAGGCAACUCAGAGGAAAGCUAAUGAUGGAGAAUGGUAUCAUGUUGAUAUACAGAGAGAUGGUAGAUCAGGUACCAUUUCAGUUAACAGCAGACGGACACCUUUCACUGCAAGUGGAGAGAGUGAGAUCUUGGAUCUAGAAGGAGACAUGUACCUGGGAGGACUGCCUGAAAAUCGGGCUGGGCUUGUCCUUCCUACUGAGCUAUGGACAGCUAUGUUGAACUAUGGUUAUGUGGGCUGUAUCCGAGACCUCUUCAUUGAUGGGCGGAGCAAGAACAUCCGGCAGCUGGCAGAGCAGCAGAAUGCAGCUGGUGUCAAAUCUUCCUGCAUUAGGGUCAACACCAAACAGUGUGAUAGUUAUCCCUGUAAAAACAAUGCUGUCUGCAAGGAUGGCUGGAACCGCUUCAUCUGUGACUGCACAGGCACUGGCUACUGGGGAAGAACAUGUGAACGGGAGGCCUCUGUCCUGAGUUAUGAUGGCAGCAUGUAUAUGAAAAUUGUUAUGCCUAUGGUCAUGCAUACAGAGGCUGAGGAUGUGUCCUUCCGCUUCAUGUCCCAGCGUGCAUAUGGUCUACUGAUGGCCACAACAUCACGUGAUUCAGCUGAUACAUUACGGCUUGAGCUAGAUGGAGGCCGGGUUAAACUCAUGGUCAAUCUAGACUGUAUCAGGAUAAACUGUAACGCCAGUAAAGGACCUGAAACCCUUUACGCUGGGCAAAAACUCAAUGAUAAUGAGUGGCACACAGUCCGAGUGGUACGUCGAGGAAAGAAUCUCAAACUUACAGUUGAUGAUGAUGUUGCCGAAGGUACAAUGGUUGGUGAUCACACUCGCUUGGAGUUCCACAACAUUGAGACUGGGAUAAUGACAGAGAAGCGUUACAUCUCUGUCAUUCCUUCCAGCUUUAUUGGCCACCUUCAGAGCCUCAUGUUCAAUGGCCUUCUCUACAUUGACUUAUGCAAGAAUGGAGACAUUGACUAUUGUGAAUUGAAAGCCCGCUUUGGGCUCCGUAACAUCAUUGCUGAUCCUGUUACCUUCAAGACCAAGAGCAGCUAUCUGAGCUUAGCAACCUUGCAGGCCUAUACCUCCAUGCAUCUCUUCUUCCAGUUCAAGACAACUUCUGCUGAUGGUUUCAUCCUUUUCAACAGUGGGGAUGGAAAUGAUUUCAUUGCAGUUGAGCUGGUUAAGGGAUAUAUACAUUACGUGUUUGACCUUGGAAAUGGACCUAAUGUUAUCAAGGGCAACAGUGAUCGCCCAUUGAAUGACAACCAGUGGCAUAAUGUAGUUAUCACCAGAGACAAUAGCAACACCCAUAGCCUAAAAGUGGAUACCAGGGUUGUUACUCAGGUCAUCAAUGGUGCCAAAAACCUUGACCUUAAGGGUGACCUGUACAUUGCUGGACUGGCUCAAGGAAUGUAUAGCAACCUCCCAAAGUUGGUAGCAUCGAGAGAUGGAUUCCAGGGCUGUCUAGCAUCAGUGGACUUGAAUGGGCGUCUGCCAGAUCUCAUUAAUGAUGCUCUGCACCGCAGUGGGCAGAUUGAGCGGGGAUGUGAAGUUGAGUUGACCAAAGCUGACCUGCAAGGACCAAGCACCACCUGUCAGGAAGAUUCCUGUGCCAACCAAGGCAUCUGUAUUCAGCAGUGGGAAGGCUUCACUUGCGAUUGUUCCAUGACAUCAUAUUCUGGAAAUCAGUGCAAUGACCCUGGAGCCACAUAUAUCUUUGGGAAAAGUGGAGGCCUGAUCCUGUAUACUUGGCCAGCAAAUGACAGACCCAGUACAAGGACAGACCGCCUAGCUGUUGGGUUCAGCACAACAGUAAAAGAUGGCAUCUUGGUACGGAUUGACAGUGCCCCUGGCCUUACUGACUUUUUGCAACUUCAUAUAGAACAAGGCAAAAUUGGUGUAGUCUUCAAUAUUGGCACAGUAGAUAUCUCUAUCAAAGAGGAGAGCACUCCUGUGAAUGAUGGCAAAUACCAUGUUGUGCGUUUUACCCGAAAUGGUGGUAAUGCAACACUUCAGGUAGAUGGAUGGCCAGUGAAUGAACAUUAUCCUUCAGGAAACACUGAUACUGCGUUCCAAUUGGUAAAACAGAAAAUCCCCUUCAAAUAUAACCGACCCGUAGAGGAAUGGCUGCAGGAAAAAGAUGAUGCAACACCGCAUCACCACUUGACUUCGAGACCUGCCACGACGACCAAAAUUGGACGACAGUUAACGAUCUUCAACACCCAGGCUCAAAUAGCCAUUGGAGGAAAAGAUAGAGGGCGUCUCUUCCAAGGUCAGCUUUCCGGUCUCUAUUACAAUGGCUUGAAAGUAUUGAAUAUGGCAGCAGAAAACAACCCCAACAUCAAAAUCAAUGGAAGCGUUCGGCUGGUUGGUGAAGUGCCAUCUAUUCUGGGGACAGCUCCCACAACCUCUAUGCCACCAGAGAUGUCCACCACCGUCAUGGAAACUACCACUACUAUGGCCACUACUACAACACGAAAAAAUCGCUCCACACCUACCAUUCAGACAACAGAUGACCUUGUUUCUUCAGCAGAGUGUUCUAACGAUGAUGAAGAUUUCAUUGAAUGCGAGCAGAGUGUAGGUAAGCCAGGAGGUGAAUUAGUUAUCCCUCUUCUUGUAGAAGACCCUUUAGAUAUCCCUCCUAUUACUACUCGUGCACCUUUCAUUACACUCCCCACUACCUUCCGUCCCCUCCUCACCAUUAUUGAGACCACCAAAGAUUCCCUGUCCAUGACCUCUGAGGCGGGGUUACCUUGCUUGUCGGACCAAGGCAGCGAUGGUUGUGAUGAUGAUGGCUUGGUGAUAUCUGGGUAUGGCUCAGGGGAAACUUUUGACUCUAACCUACCCCCUACUGAUGAUGAAGAUUUUUACACCACCUUCUCCUUGGUAACAGAUAAAAGUCUUUCCACUUCAAUCUUCGAAGGUGGCUACAAAGCACACGCACCCAAGUGGGAAGCCAAGAACUUUAGACCUAACAAAGUCUCCGAAACUGGUAGGACUACUAUCACAGCUUUGUCCCCUGAGCUGAUCCGCUCCACAGCUUCGUCCUCGACUGGGAUGGUGCCCAAAUUGCCAGCUGGCAACAUGAAUAACCGUGACCUCAAACCCCAGCCUGAUAUAGUCUUGCUUCCGUUGCCCACUGCCUUUGAGCUAGACAGCACAAAACUGAAGAGCCCGCUAAUAACUUCCCCCAUGUUCCGUAAUGUGCCCACAGCAAACCCCACAGAGCCAGGAAUCAGACGGGUUCCGGGGGCCUCAGAGGUGGUCCGUGAGUCGAGCAGCACAACGGGAAUGGUCGUCGGCAUUGUAGCUGCUGCUGCCCUCUGCAUCCUGAUCCUCCUGUAUGCCAUGUACAAGUACAGGAACAGGGACGAAGGGUCCUAUCAGGUGGAUGAGACGCGUAACUACAUCAGCAACUCAGCCCAGAGUAAUGGCACGCUCAUGAAGGAGAAGCAGCAGAGUUCAAAGAGCGGCCACAAGAAACAGAAAAACAAGGACAAAGAAUAUUAUGUGUAAAAAAAAUAAAACAAAAAAAAUAUUUAUAUAUAAAUAUAUAAAUAUUGAAUGAGCUAUAACUGAACCAAAACUGUUGCAGCCAAUGAGAUUGGGAGAAACCGUCUGCGGUUUGAGACCAAUGUUGAGCAUAAACAUUUCAGUCAUUGACUGCUAAGUUUUCAAAUCACUGCUUGGAGUCCCGAAACUCUGCCCUCCUGUAUUAUAAAGCACAUAUAGUGUUCAGAAGAAGGCCUCCCCAGCAUAUCCAUGUUGGCAGACUUAAAAGCCUUCCGAGUUCCUCCUCAGCUGAACUGUUCUGCAAGGGCAGAAGACUUCACAGCUUACUUGUUUCGUAUCUCCAAGUGAGUCUUUAAUGAUGUUCACAAUCUUUGACUGUACGCUAUUUUUUUUUUCAGUUUAUUAUUUUAAAAAAUAACAAAAAACAGAAAAAGAAAAAAAGUGGAAAUGUUAGAAACAAAGCAGAACAACUGAUCUGGACUUGUCCAGCCUGAGUAUCAUUUUUCAAGAUGUGAGGGGGGAAAGAAAUAGUAAUAUUAAUAAUAAAAAAUGGUUUGGGGUUUUCAUUGUA